AUGACGAUUCAUAUGACGGAAAAUGUGGAGACUAGCCAAGCUUCUGCUUCGAUUGAGGAUGACUCAGAAAAUACCAAACUGAACAAGAUCAUCGAGUUAAUGAUGGAGAAUGCCAAGAGCAUGAAGGAUCGAAUGUCCUUACUGGAAGCAAAGAACAUGGAGCUUAGAGCCCGUGUGUCAGAGUUGGAAGGAAACCAGAAUGUUGCUCCACACAUUCAGACUCCAGUUUUUCCCACUAAUGUGACACAACAGCAAUCCAGGGGGACACCUUUAUCUCCAAUGUCUCAACAGCCUGAGACCCCUUCCCUUCAGACUCAAGAAUUCUCUCCUAAUUUGCCACGAGAGACUGGAAGAGAGCCAUUUAAUGAGACCCCUUCCCCUCAGACUCAAGAAUUCUCUCCUAAUUUGCCACGAGAGACUGGGAGAGAGCCAUUUAAUGAGACCCCUUCCCUUCAGACUCAAGAAUUCUCUCCUAAUUUGCCACGAGAGGCUGGAAGAGAGCCAUUUAAUGAGACCCCUUCCCUUCAGACUCAAGAAUUAUCUCCUAAUUUGCCACAAGAGAUUGGGAGAGAGCCAUUUAAUGAGACCCCUUCCCUUCAGACUCAAGAAUUCUCUCCUAAUUUGCCACGAGAGUUAUAUGCUCAAGAUAUUAGUGGGAGAGAGCCAUUGAAUGAGAUAACUUCCCUUCUGGCUCAAGAAUUCUCUCCUAAUUUGACACCAGAGAGUGGGAGAGAGCCAUUGAAUGAGACAACUUCCCUUCAGACUCAAGAAUUCUCUCCUAAUUUGACACCAGAGAAUGACCCAGAGUGA
Molecule: messenger RNA, 810 nt
Organism: Brassica napus (rape)
Lineage: Eukaryota; Viridiplantae; Streptophyta; Magnoliopsida; Brassicales; Brassicaceae
Product: proteoglycan 4-like
Exons: 9
Coding region: 1-810 (269 amino acids)
Source: RefSeq, a predicted model, not a curated record